Molecule: messenger RNA, 1874 nt
Organism: Setaria italica (foxtail millet)
Lineage: Eukaryota; Viridiplantae; Streptophyta; Magnoliopsida; Poales; Poaceae
Product: hydroquinone glucosyltransferase
Exons: 1
Coding region: 147-1613 (488 amino acids)
Molecular function (GO): UDP-glycosyltransferase activity
Source: RefSeq, a predicted model, not a curated record
CAACCCACCACCACCACACCACCGCGCGCCGCCACCACAGGAGCACCAGCUUCCUGAUCAGAUCGAUCACAACCACCCGAAAAGGCUUCCACCGUACCACCACCACCGGCCGGCUAGAAACACCGCCGCUCGCGCUCACCCCAGAAAUGGAGCACGCCGCCGCCAACGGCUCGUGCUGCAACGGCAACGGCGCGGCGGCGCCGGCGUCUCCGCCGCCGCCGCACGUGGCGAUGCUGGUGACCCCAGGGAUGGGCCACCUGAUCCCGCUGGCGGAGCUGGCCAAGCGCCUGGCGUCGCGGCACGGGGCGACGGCGACGCUCAUCACCUUCGCGUCGACGGCGUCGGCGACGCAGCGCGCGUUCCUCUCCUCGCUCCCGCCCGCCGUGUCCUCCCUCUCGCUCCCGCCCGUCGACCUCUCCGACCUGCCCCGCGGCGCCGCCAUCGAGACGCUCAUGUCGGAGGAGUGCGCGCGCAGCGUCCCGGCGCUCACCGACAUCCUCCUCGGCCUGAAGCGGACGACCGGCCGCCUCGCCGCGUUCGUCGCCGACCUCUUCGGCGCCGACUCGUUCGACGCGGCGCGCGACGCCGGCGUGGACCGGAGGUACCUCUUCAUCCCGAGCAACCUCCACGUGCUCACGCUCAUCCUCCACCUCCCGGAGCUCGACGCCUCCGUCCCCGGCGAGUUCCGGGACCUCGCCGAGCCGCUGCGCCUCCCCGGGUGCGUGCCCAUCCCGGGGCCCGACGUCCUCAUGCCGCUGCAGGACAAGACCAACCCCUGCUACAAGUGGAUGGUCCACCACGGCAGCAAGUACCGCGAGGCCGACGCCAUCCUCGUCAACUCCUUCGACGCCGUCGAGCCGGGCCCGGCCAAGAUCCUCCGCCAGCCGGCCCCCUGGCGCCCCGUGGUGUACCCGAUCGGCCCGCUCAUCCAGGCCGACACCGGCGGCAGCAAGAACGACGCGGCGUGCCUGGAGUGGCUCGACCGGCAGCCGGACAGGUCGGUGAUCUUCGUGUCCUUCGGCUCCGGCGGCGCGCUUCCCACGGAGCAGAUGCGGGAGCUCGCGCUCGGGCUGGAGCUCAGCGGGCAGCGCUUCCUGUGGGUUGUGCGGAGCCCCAGCGACGAGGGCGCCGUCAACGACAACUACUACGACGCCGAGAGCAAGAAGGACCCCUUCGCGUACCUCCCCGAAGGCUUCGUGGAGCGGACGAAGGAAGUGGGCCUCGUGGUGCCCUCGUGGGCCCCGCAGAUAAAGGUGCUGGCCCACCGCGCCACGGGCGGGUUCCUGACGCACUGCGGGUGGAACUCGGUGCUGGAGAGCCUCGUCCACGGCGUGCCCAUGGUGGCGUGGCCGCUCUACGCCGAGCAGAGGCAGAACGCGGUGAUGCUCUCGGCGGAGGGGGUCGGCGCCGCGAUCCGCGUCCCCGAGUCCAAGGGGAGGGAGAAGAUCGCGGCGGCAGUGCGGGAGCUGAUGGAGGGGGAAGGGAGCGGCGCCGCGGUGCGGGCCAAGGUGGCGGAGCUCCAGAAGGCCGCGGCGGAGGGGCUCCAGGAAGGCGGCGCCGCCGCCGCCGCACUCGCCGAGGUGGUGGAGAAGUGGACAGGUGGAGAGAACUAGAUGAUGCCAAGCUGAAGGCUGAGAGUACACCUAGCUGCAAUGCAAUCCUAGCUAGCCGCCACCCUCCACCAUCCUAUGGCCCCAUGUCCCAAUGAUGGUUUGUCCUCUUGUAUUCUAUAAACUUUUGAUUGUAACUUACAACUUGUAACUAUUAUCCUACUCCAUUAGUAGGUAGCAAGGUACAGAGAGCUUAAUUGCGUGCUAAGAUGCUAUUCUAUUUCGCAACUUUGCAAAGUUAAAUUCAUGAUUAGAAUUUUUUUA